AAGAGAAAAAAAAACAGUUUGUUGCAUAUUUGAAUUUUGACAAAUAUAAAUUAAUUAAUUGUGAAAAUGGUAAUUGGAGCUUUUCCAGUAGUAAAAUUAGCCGUAUUAGCCGUAAAACAAGUCAGUAAGCCUCUAGCAAAUGUAAUUAAAAAUCAUGCCAAAGGGAAUCCAUUGUUUCGUCAUUACAUUUGUAUGCCACCUGCCCAACUUUACAAUUGGAUUGAGGUAAAGACGAAAAUGUGGGCAUUAAAUUUGGGACGGCCAAUACAAGUGCCACCGCUAAAUGAGGCAAUGGCUAUCGAACUAGGUGCAAAUCUAUUAGGAGAGUGUAUAAUUUUCGCCAUUGGUGCUGCAGCAUUGAUAGUCGAAUAUAGCAGGCAAUUAAAAAAGGAAGCUAAAAAAGAAGAAAACCUGCAACUGGAAAAAGCCGAGCUGACGAAUCGUAUGGCUGAAAUAAAUUUCCGUAUAGAACGACAAGACGCUCAAUUGCGUGAAAUAAGCCGGGUAGUGUCAGAAUUAGAAUCACGUUCACUUUUCAGAUGGACAAGGGAUCGCUUGGGUGACUAUCAAACUUUUAAUCCGGAAAAUCCUGAUCAAACUUCAACUAGUUAUCGUCAGAAGAAUGCAGGAGGCAGUAGGAUUAGAAGAGCUUUGAAUUACUUAGAAACUGAGGUAUUUAAAAGUAAAUCAGCUAAAAAGGAAUUAUCAGAAGCCACACUAGAAGCCUUGCAGCCGCUUAGUGGAUCUAUGGAAGAUUAUGAUUCCAUCACGAUUACAAUGCAACGUAAAGCCCAAUCACAGUGACUGCUUGAAGUUUUGAGUUUUGCGAUUUUAUCCUCUAAGCUUUUCCAUUGUUAACAUAGUAAAAUUCCUUACACUUCUCUUUUAUUUUAUAUGAGUCAUUGUUUAACAUUAGGAUGCUAAAGAGUGACGCACGACCACAACAACUGCUACAAACUAGUUUAUUUUUAUUUGUAUUUAUUUACGAAGUUUUUUCUUUUUUUUUUUUGUUGGGUAAAAUAGAAUUUUAUAGUUGCGAUUGGAAUGAAUUAUUUUCCGAUCUUCCGAUUACCACAAUUACUUAAGAGAGAAAAUACUCUAUGAACAAAAUAUGCUUUAAGACGAAACAAAUGGACGUUCCUCUUACUAACAUAUUUGGAUCCAUUGUAAACUGCGUUUAAGACAUUAAACAAUUUGUACAUGAAUUUAUAAAAAUA
This is a messenger RNA of Glossina fuscipes, 1217 nucleotides long. Its product is annotated as putative OPA3-like protein CG13603. The coding region runs from base 67 to 804 and encodes 245 amino acids. The record is from RefSeq and is a predicted model, not a curated record. The transcript has 4 exons. Gene Ontology annotation, biological process: regulation of lipid metabolic process. NCBI's taxonomy places the organism in Eukaryota, Metazoa, Arthropoda, Insecta, Diptera, Glossinidae. Gene Ontology annotation, cellular component: mitochondrion.